This is a messenger RNA of Fulmarus glacialis (Northern fulmar), 1040 nucleotides long. It is a transcript of the gene CFAP298, whose product is annotated as chromosome unknown open reading frame, human C21orf59. Lineage: Eukaryota; Metazoa; Chordata; Aves; Procellariiformes; Procellariidae. Gene Ontology annotation, biological process: regulation of cilium movement. Bases 1 to 732 code for a protein of 243 amino acids. The record is from RefSeq and is a predicted model, not a curated record. The transcript is spliced from 6 exons.
AUGGAGGAGCUGGCAGAGCAUGGUAUUUUCUUGCCUUAUAAUAUGCAAGGACUGACAGAUGAGCAAAUCGAAGAACUGAAGUUAAAGGAUGAGUGGGCAGAAAAGUGUGUACCAAGUGGUGGAAGUGUCUUCAAGAAGGAUGAAAUUGGGCGAAGAAAUGGACAUGCUCCAAAUGAAAAAAUGCAGCAAGUUAUAAAGAGGACAAUAGAGGAAGCCAAGGCAUUAAUCUCUAGGAAACAAGUUCAGGCCAAUGUGUGUGUUAAUAUGGAGAUGGUGAAAGAUGCAUUGGACCAGCUCCGAGGGGCUGUGAUGAUUGUGUAUCCGAUGGGAUUGCCUCCACAUGAUCCAGUUAGGAUGGAGUUUGAAGAUAAAGAAGACUUGUCGGGAACUCAUGCUGGACUUGAAGUUAUAGAAGAAUCAGAAGCACAAUUAUGGUGGGCAGGAAAGGAGUUGAAAGAAACAAAGUUGCUGUCUGACUAUGUAGGCAAAAAUGAGAAAACCACCAUCAUUGUCAAGAUACAGAAAAAAGGACAAGGAGCUCCAGGGCGUGAACCUCUGAUUAGUCAUGAAGAUCAAAAACAGAUGAUGCUGUAUUACUACAGAAAGCAGGAGGAACUUAAGAAACUAGAAGAGGAUGACGACGACUCAUUUCUAAAUGCUGAGUGGGCAGACAACCAUGCUUUGAAAAGGCAAUUUCAUGGUGUAAAAGACAUCAAGUGGGGGCCAAGAUGAAGCUCUGCAAACACCUUUUUGCCUUUUUAAGCUGUUUGGUUGAUACACCUGUUUGCAAUAAGGAGUUGUGUUGUGUGCGGUAGGUUCUGCUGACAAAAGCUGAAGUUGUCACUUCCAUAGCAGAUGCCUGUUUCAGCCUUAGGUUUUCAAUAAAUGUUUACAUUUCUAUGUAGCUGUAGCAGCACUUAUCUCUGCGAAGAAUAGAAUCAAUCCUGUUGAAGUUCAUUAUUUUAUUAGAAACUUGUAAUUUGAAUAUGGAAAUAUUAAACUAUUUCAUAGAUAAUAUAUCUAGUAAAUAUGCAUUAGAA